AUGGACGAAACAGGAGAGGGAGCGGGAGAGGGAGAGGGAGGAGGGGAGCGUUCAAUGGACAUGUUGGCGGUCCCAGGGGGAGCCCUGCGAUGGAUCGGGCUGAGGCGGGGAGGAGGGUUGGGAGAUAGGAGAGAGGAGGGCUGCGUGUUGUUCGUUCAGCGCAAACGAGUGGCUUUGCUGUGCUCGAGAGAUAUGUGUAUUGUGGACGCUUUUGUUAAGAACGUGGGUCGAGGGCGCAAGGUGGAGAGGUGUGAGUGAGGUAGGUGCUGAUGAUGAGGAGAUAGCCUUGCCGAGACCCUUGGCGUCCCGUUCGAUCGACACGUCGAGCAACUCGGGGGCGCACGUACGAGAUGCUCGUUUGCGCGGUAAGCUCGAGGAAACCUGCUGUGUACGU
Molecule: messenger RNA, 394 nt
Organism: Chondrus crispus (carragheen)
Lineage: Eukaryota; Rhodophyta; Florideophyceae; Gigartinales; Gigartinaceae
Exons: 2
Coding region: 1-258 (85 amino acids)
Source: RefSeq, a predicted model, not a curated record